Molecule: messenger RNA, 2254 nt
Organism: Saccostrea cuccullata (small rock oyster)
Lineage: Eukaryota; Metazoa; Mollusca; Bivalvia; Ostreida; Ostreidae
Product: cell division cycle protein 23 homolog
Exons: 14
Coding region: 14-1780 (588 amino acids)
Biological process (GO): protein ubiquitination; positive regulation of mitotic metaphase/anaphase transition; cell division
Cellular component (GO): anaphase-promoting complex
Molecular function (GO): protein binding
Source: RefSeq, a predicted model, not a curated record
ACACCGAAGAGAGAUGGCGGAUAUUUCAAGUCUCUUCAAAACCUUUACUCCUUCACUUUCUUCUAUAAAAACUGAUCUUCUAAGAGCGAAUCGUGAAUGUUCACAAAGGAAAUUAUUUCACAGUGCUAAGUGGGCUGCAGAGUUGCUGUAUUCCAUUGAAUCACCUGUUGACUACAAACAGAUCUUGCCUGUGCAAGAAAGACCAGAUUUUAUUGAAGAGUAUGACAAGUUCUGCUUGGCCUCGAGUUUCUUUGAUCUGAAGGAGUAUGACAGGGCUGCCUACUUUGUCCAGGACUGUAAGAACAACAAAGCUUACUUUUUACACAUGUAUGGGAGAUACCUUGCUGAUGAAAAGAGGAAGCUAGACAAUGCUCCUGAUUCAAUUGGUCCCCCAGACAAACUUGAAAAUGAACAUCUAAAAACUUUGAAGACAGAGCUGGCCAAGAAGUAUGCAAUAAAAGAGCUGGAUGGAUUCUGUAUCUACCUAUAUGGAGUGGUGUUAAAGAAAUUAGAUUUGUUAAAGGAAGCCAUAGAAAUCUUUGUUGAUGCUGUUAAUGCAGAACCCUUACACUGGGGAGCAUGGCUAGAACUGGUCACGCUCAUCAAAGACAAGGAAUCACUGUUGGCCCUGUCCCUCCCUAAUCAUUGGAUGAAGCACUUCUUCCUGGGUCAUAUUUACCUUGAGCUGCAGUUAAAUGAGGAGGGAUUAAAAAUUUACCAGCAUCUCAUGGACAAAGGCUUUGUUAAAAGUACCUACAUUGUGUCACAGGUCGCCAUGGCAUAUAACAACAUGAGGGAGGUGGACAUGGCUGUAAAUGCCUUCACAGAACUGUCCGAGAUGGACCCCUACAGAUUGGAGAACAUGGACUACUUCUCCAAUACUCUGUACAUAAAGGAGAUGCGGGCUGAUUUAGCUCACCUGGCGCACCGCUGUUGUGAUAUAGACAAAUACAGAGAGGAGACAUGUGUUGUUAUAGGUAACUAUUACUCUCUGCGACAGCAACACGAGAAAGCGGUGCUGUAUUUCCAGCGGGCCCUGAAGCUGAACCCUCAGUACCUGUCCGCCUGGACUCUGAUGGGCCACGAGUUUAUGGAGCUCAAGAACACCACUGCAGCAAUCCAGGCCUACAGACAGGCUAUUGAAAUCAACAUUCGAGAUUACAGAGCCUGGUAUGGUCUGGGACAGACCUAUGAGAUUCUAAAGAUGCCAUUUUAUUGUCUGUAUUACUACAGGCAGGCACAGAAACUAAGACCCAACGACUCUCGUAUGGCGAUGGCACUUGGUGAGUCAUAUGAGAAAUUGGAGAGACUACAAGAGGCCAAGAAAUGUUUCUGGAAGGCCCAUGUAGUGGGGGACAUGGAGGGGAUGGCACUCAUCAAACUGGCCAAAUUACAUGAGCGUCUUGGUGAAGAGGACCAGGCUGCCUCAGCUUAUACAGAAUACAUCAAUGAGGCUAAUAGAAUGGGGACUUUCAGUGCUGAGGACCAGAGUCAGGCGUAUAAGUACCUCGCUAACUACCACCUACAGAGGAACAACCUAGACGAUGCUUACUCCGCCGCCCAGAAGUGUACUGAGUUCCCAGAGAGGAGGGAGGAAGCCAAGGGAAUCUUAAAAGACAUCCAGAACAGGCGAGCCAAGAAGGAGGGGGCGUACGCCCACCCGGUCAGAAUGGACGAUAGCCUGGGGUCAAUCUGCCCCGACCCCCUCAAUGUCAGCACCAGGACCCCGUCUGUCUGUCUGUCCCCCGUCAAUCUCAAGUUUGACAUCGGGGACGACUGACACUGGAUAUAAUUGUUUAUAGGUAUACAGUUAUUGAGGAGAGGAUGCUUCUGUGGGAAGUUGGACAUUGGCAAGUGGGUUUGCAACACAAUCUAUAGACAGAUGUUAGCCUUGUUGGGUAUUAGUUUACCAAUUUACAGGAUGAUAGACUACUUUUGGUUCUGUGUGUAUGAAGAUGUAUGUAAAUUAAACGAAGUACUGUCAAAUGUGUGUGAAGAUUAACACUGAGAAAAAAACGGUUAAAUGACACAUAAGAAUUAUUGGAAGACAUGAUUAUGAUUAUGGCCAGAUACAUGCACAUAGACUUCUUCUGUAGUCAGAUUUUACCACCAUAGUACAAAAUAAGUUUGAAUCAUUUCACAUCAAUACAUUUUUUUAUAUGGAUCAGCAAUAAUGCACUAGUGAUGAAAGAUGACUUUCAUGUUUUUCCCUUAUAUUAGCUUUGUUAUUGUUGAAUAAAACUAGAAAAUAGUA